AAGUGGGGGUUAAAUUUUUCUAUCCAAUUGACGUUUCACCGAUUGCCGUCAAUACAAAUGGCAAAAUAAAAUAUGUAAACCGCGAAAUAUUAAAGAAAGUCGUAUCGAUGAUGUAAAUUGUUUAAGUAUCGCUUAAAUAAGCAGUGUAAAAAUGUCAUUUAUAAAGGACUGGAUUUUAAUUGUAUGAUUUAAAAAUGAGAUUUAAUAAAUUGGAACUUGAGACAUUGGCCACUCAGCCUACCAGUAAAUUUGAAAAGGAAGGUGUUCUUUAUAUUAGGGAAAGACAAGAAGGGUUCUUUAGAAAAUCAGAGAGACGGAAAAAAGAGAAUCAAAAGAGACUCCGGAAUCUGAGCUGUGUUGGGGGCGUCAGUAAAGUUAACUUAGAACGAUGGUGUCGUUUGCGAGGAAAUCUUCUCUUCUACUUCAAAAGCAAAGAUCCAUGGUCGGAACCGAUCGGGGUAAUCGUCUUGGAACAGUGUCAAGUGAGAAUGGAUCCACCAAUGGCAACUACCCCAAUAUCAGCAGAUGGUCACUUUCCUUUUUAUUUAGUUUUUGAUGGUGGAUUAUGCCAGUCUUUAGCGGCAACUUCAGAUAGUGAAAGAUCGAGUUGGAUGGAUGCGAUUCGAGGAGCUAGUUAUGAAGGAAUUCGCGCCGAAAUGCAUGCUCUCAGGCAGUGUAUCGAAAGGAGGAGAAAUCAUAAACCGUUGGUUGAUCUUUCGAUAUGGCGACUACAAAGGGGGCACGUAAUAGAUAUGUCUGAAUUACCUCUUUGCGAAGUCUCCCUAGCUUGCGACAAUCUUCUCUGCGAUGGCCAUGGUAGACCCCCAAAUCCUACACUUGUAGUUGACGUUUACAUGCCAUCAACUAAAGUUUGGGUGCAAUAUGCACGAACAGAAAUAAUAGAAAGAAGUAGUAAUCCCGGGUUUUUGAGUACAGUAAGUUUCCGGAGUAGUGAUGGUUUAACUGGAGAUUCAAGGAUUCGAUUUACGGUUUUUGACGUGCGCGAACGCGUCUCACACACUGCGAUUCCAUUGGGAACCGCUUGCGUUUUACUUAGUGCCAUACAAGAUUCUUCAAGAUUAAGAAUACCGUUAUUGUCGCGAUCUCAAACUACAGUCGGGUUUUUGACGCUCAGCGCUUGGUCUUUAGAGGCUGAAGAUCGCGGAAGUAGCACUGAACACACACCCUGUAGAGUUCCUACGCACGGAAAUAGUCAGAUUUGGUCACAUCGAAGAUCCCAAUCAUUACCCCCCAGAUUAGGCGUUAAAAUGCGUCUCCCAAGUCAAGCAGAAUUAAAAUUGCUUUUCUCUUCAUGUUACCUACAAACCUAUCGUUUUCAUUCUGGCUUGGGUGGUGACAUUUGCGUACACGAACUCAUGGCUGAAAGUAAACUUUGUUUUACAUUUCCCCAUCAAUUACUAGGUAUUUGGAUUCAACAAGAAAAGGAAUUACUCCAAGAAGUAGCUGGAAUGGGCGAAUUACGCGAACCUUGGCAUUCCCGUCAAGUGGAGCUUUUAGAUCGUCACUUACAAUUGUUAAGGUUAUAUUCUCAAGCUCGGGAAACUUUGCAAAAUCAUAAGGGUCGUUUAUUUAAACCAAGUUCUCGAAAAAACGAUCGUAGUUUGGAGUUUGCGCCGAUUAAUUUGCAUUUACAACGAAUGUGGGUUCAUAAUGAUACUUUAAAUAAAGCUGGUUUUUAUGAUUGGAUUACUGUAGGAGCUUUCACCGCUCAUUCGCAUAAAUCGAAAAAUGGUGGUCUUAUAAAAUUAGUUCAACAAUUGAAAGAAUCCCCAAUUCGCGCUAAUUUAAAUUAUCAAAUAACUACAAAAGUUUCGAUGGCGAAUGACGCGAUUCAAGCGAUUAAGCAGUUACGUAAAGAAGUGGUUGAAGCAAUGAAAACUUUAAUGAGAUUAGCCAAAGAAAAGCAAACGGUGGGAAUGUUACCGAUUUGCGACGAUAUGAUUAGUAAGUCAAGAAUUUUAUUGAGUUUAUGGGAUCCUGGGUUGGUUGAAGAGGCACUUAGUUUUAUAGAAGAACACAAAUUGGUUGUAACAGACGACUCAGGAGUAAGCGACGACUUUUUAGAUCCAAAUGGAAAACCAAAUAUGGUUUUAUCCCCGUUUAAACGCAUUACGCAACAAUUAACGAGUUUGGAUUUAAAGAGUCCCGACUUGGAUGAUUUUGCAACACCAUGUACGCCUAGAAAUAUUGAGAGUAUUUGGUCGUCACCAAAUUAUCCGUUGGAGGAUAAUAAAAAAGAAGAAAAAAUUGAAGAGAACGAAGAAAAUAUAAAUGCCCCAUUUCCUGAUGAAACAAAUUUCGAAAUUUUUCCCGAUUGUAACGAAGAUUCAAUUAAUUCAAGCGAACAGAGUUUGCAACAUUUUAAUUCUUUAACAACUAACGGUGAAGAAUCAAAAUGUUGUUUAUUAGAACCAGAACAAGGAAAAUUAUUUUUAGACACUCACGUUAUGUGUAGUUCACCAUCUGCGAAUUAUUAUAAACCAACGGAUGAACCGGAACCUUGGGAUAUAACCCAAUUAAACAUCGAAGCUAGUGUAAUGUGUUUAGUGAGUAAGGUAAAAUUUUUGUGUGGACGUUGUGGUAGCCCUGCAGUUCGACUUAGGCAAAACCAAAGAUCAAAAAAACCUAUAAAUAAUUUAAUUUCAAAUCAAGAUAAAAUCGAAUCAAAAAAUGAUAAUCCCAUUAAUAAAGUAAUGAAAAACGGAAAUAAAUUUACGGAUGGUUUGGAUUUAACGAAAAUCAAUGAUUGGGCUGCGGAAUUAAGACCGGCAAUGAGGAAGUUACGUCAAGCUAUGGAUGGUUUAUUAAAAACCGCUCGUUUAACUCAUUCAGUAUUUCGUGUACAAGAUGAUCCAAAAGCAGCCCAAAGAGUUUGUAACGUUCAAUAUCGGAGGGAUGUUUGCUUUUCGCAAUCGCUUACUUCUUUAGUAACCGGUUUGAUGACACGUCUUUGGUGCCACAAACCAGAUCCGGCUUUUGUAACUUGUUUAGUCUCAUUAGGACCGUUGGCAAGUUUUGAAUGUCUUUUAAGUUAUCACGGAAAUGAAAUCGAUAUGUGGGGUGAUAUGUCUGUUGCUGUUGAAGAUUUACGAACGGUUAUGUUUACAUUGGUUCGUUCAAAUUCGACCGAUAAAAAUCCAAUACCGAAACUAACCGGUUGUAGAAAUUCUUUAACGGUAGCACUUCCGGUACCUGAUGCUUUUUAUCGUUUAAUUCCAAGUCGACAAGUUGUCUCGUUUCACGUAACUCCAGUGUUUUUUAAUAUCGGAAUAAACGAAAUGGCUACUAUUGCUGAGGGCAUUGGAGCGACUCGAUCUCAAGAACGAUCGAAUAUUGAUAAUUUCGAACGACUAAACGAAUAUUAUUUAAGAUAUCGAAAGUUGAAUAUGCCGGAAAACUGCGGGUUUAAUAGUAAUAACGGCGGGAGGGUUAAUUCUUCAACUCAAAAACCUUUAGGGGAGAUUUUGGAUCAUUUAAAGACCAGCGUGCAUUUAGGAAAAUCUAAAAAUGUGGAAAUUUUACAUUUGGCGGGACAAAUUUGUAGACAAAUGAAAGGGCUACGUUUUACCAGUUGUAAAAGUGCUAAAGAUAGAACUGGAAUGUCUGUUACUUUAGAGGCGUGCCAGAUUUUAGCAGAUGAAUAUCAUUUGGCAGAACAUGAAUUUCAAAAAGCUUUAGAUUGCAUGAGAAGUGAGGGUUGUAGAAGAGAAAAUACUAUGAAAAACACAGGAGUGAGAAAAUAUGCAUUUAAUUCAUUACAAAUUCUGGCGUUGCCAAAACUUUAUAGGCCUCCUGCAGGAACUUACGGUUCAGCACAAACAUAGAUUACCUGAUGACUUGCUUUAGUUAAUUUUUUUCUAUUAUAUUAUUUUUCAGUAAAAUAUAAAGUGUAUGUAUGUAUAUUCCAAGGUGCCAACUUUAUAGUCACUACGAUUAAAACAUAAAGAACUAACCGAUUUAAUUGUUGUUAAAUAAUUUUUUAAGUUAUAAAUUAUUAGAGAGAGGCAUUAAUAUGCACGUAGAAAAAAUUAUAAAUUAUCUAUUAUUAAAUACAAACGUCAUUAUUUAAUUUA
Onthophagus taurus is the source of this 4094-nucleotide messenger RNA. Its product is annotated as inositol polyphosphate-4-phosphatase type I A. NCBI's taxonomy places the organism in Eukaryota, Metazoa, Arthropoda, Insecta, Coleoptera, Scarabaeidae. Gene Ontology annotation, molecular function: phosphatidylinositol-3,4-bisphosphate 4-phosphatase activity. Gene Ontology annotation, cellular component: cytoplasm. The record is from RefSeq and is a predicted model, not a curated record.